AGUACUGAUGUUGCAUUCUCAAAUGUUAUUUUUCUGUUAGAUAUUUACAUGAGCUAUUCUUUGCAGAUACAAGAGGCAAAAACGGUCUACAAAGAUAAGGAAGGUCAUCAGUUUGGAUUUGACCAUUGUUGGACUCUUUUGAGGUUUCAGCAAAAAUGGAUGGUUGAACAUAAAAAAAUUGAAGCAACUAGAAUCUUCAAGGCUCCUACUAAAAAUCAAAUUUCAAUUAACUUGGAAGAUGAUAAUGGAAAUGCUCCUGAACCUGCACCCUUGAAGAGGCCUAUUGGAAGAAAGGCUGCAAAAGAAGCGAACAAAAAAACAAAAUCCAACGAGCAAGGUGAUGAUGAUGAGAAGGAAUCUUCAAAAGUCCGUUCUGAGUUGGAAGAGUUUAGGGCAAGGAGACUAGAAAGUGACCGCGUAAAGGCAGAACAACUUAAGUUGCUAAUUAAUAUUGAGCAAAAGCAGGUUGCUCUUAGAGAAAAGGAAAUUGAACUUCAAGCUCGAAGUGAGGAAACUAAAAUAAUGUCUAUGGAUACUAGUUCCAUGAAUCCUAUUCAAGCAGAGUAUUUCAUCAGCCUUCAGAGAGAAAUUUUGGCAAAAAGAGCUGGUAAGAAUGGAAAUGAGUAGUCUCUUGUGUCAUUACUCCUGGAUAUUUAUGCUAUUCAGAGACUUGUGUUAUGUGUUUUGGAUUCUUUCUUUCUAGCUUUUCAGCUGCUGAAUAUUUAGAGGGUAAUAUUUUGUUGUGAGAUUAGUUUAGCAGGAAAAGUGUAUCUUGUUUCUCAAGUUUGGACCUUGAACAAUGUUAUUGUUA
Asparagus officinalis (garden asparagus) is the source of this 811-nucleotide messenger RNA. RefSeq lists its product as uncharacterized. The transcript has a single exon. Lineage: Eukaryota; Viridiplantae; Streptophyta; Magnoliopsida; Asparagales; Asparagaceae. Bases 49 to 627 code for a protein of 192 amino acids. The record is from RefSeq and is a predicted model, not a curated record.